Leptopilina boulardi is the source of this 1134-nucleotide messenger RNA. Its product is annotated as probable cyclin-dependent serine/threonine-protein kinase DDB_G0292550. The coding region runs from base 1 to 1134 and encodes 377 amino acids. The record is from RefSeq and is a predicted model, not a curated record. The transcript is spliced from 4 exons. Lineage: Eukaryota; Metazoa; Arthropoda; Insecta; Hymenoptera; Figitidae.
AUGGCGACAAGGAAAAAGGCUCAGGACGACGAGAUUCAAGGGCAGGCAUUGUAUCAACAACAACAACAGAUUGACGAGCUGAAAGGCGAGCUAGAUAGAUUGCGUGCUGAGCGAAAAUCGACUACUCAAGAAAACGAAUUGCUUCGCCGGAAAGUUGUCGAAAUGGAGGAGAUCAACAAAAGGUUGCAACAGAGUGCAGCGCGAAACGUAGGUAAUACAGUUGACAAAAAUAGUCCAAUUGCUGAUAAUUUAAAUAAAAGAAAUAAUUUACAAAAUAAUAAUUCUAAAAGUAAAACAAAUCAAAUAAAGCCAAGUGAUGACUCAUCUAGUAAUCAAAGUGAAAACGACAUUCAGAUAAAUAAUAAUGAACCUUUAAGUGGAAUUUUAAAACAUUUACAAGCGUUACAAGUAAAUUUGUCAUUGCCAGUGUUUGAUCCUGAUAAUACAAAUCCGUUUCCACCAAGAAUUGGAGAUAUAUUAUCAACGAUUGAUUAUUCGGAUAGUGAAAGAAUCUCGAAGGCAGUCGCUCGGUUGGAUUUGUCUGGGGGAUGGAACCAGGGACGAAAUAGAGAAAACGUGAAUCCGAAUAGUAGUCAUGGUAAACAUAAUUCGAAUAAUUGGGAAAAUAAGAAUUUAUCGACAGAAAAUAACUCGCAAAAUAAUCGGGGGCGAAAUGAUGAUAGACAAAAGGAUUUUCGUGAAAACUAUCGAAAAACGGUGCCGAAUAAUAAUUGGCGUGCCCGAGAAAAUAGACAAUACGAUGAAAAUAAUGAAAAAACGGGUCGAAUAAAUACAUCGCAAGGUGCAAAUAAUACGGAUCGUGACAAGGUGCAUAGAAGUGCUGCGAAUGUUCGUACAUUACAAAUAACCAAGAAAAAUGAAUUUCUCGAAAUGUUAUGCUGGGACGUAGAACCGGAGGCGGUAAAUGAUCGUAGCGAAAAGGAAAAUCGUGAUAAUAGUCCGCGAAUCGUAGUAAAAAUAAAUAGUGACGAAUAUAAUAUGCUAAUUGACACCGGAAGUGAGUCGAAUUGGACAACUGCCAUAAGACAUGCAGAAGUAAUUUACACUCCGACUGAAGACGACAAGAAGGCAGUUAUAGGACAAAAGGAUUUGCUGCCUGUACCAGACGAAUAG